UCCGUAUUUCAAAUACCUUUUCUUUUUUUUUUUUUUAACAGUUUGUAGUUAUUAUAGUCAGUAUAAGUUUCUUAAACCGUGAUUCGUUUUUUAAAUUUAGAAAUGUUGUCUAGUGAAAAUGUUAACGAAUAUUAGCUAGCUAAUAACAAUAAUUUUAUAAAUAUCUAAAAGGAUUAGUACCAAUAAAAUAUAAAAUAAAAUGGAUCAAACUUUGGAGGAAAGAAAAAUUAAAUACGACAUAAAAGUGACAAAUGCUUUUAAGAAGUAUGGACAAAAUGAUAUAUUUAAUGGUUUAAACAUGACUGUAAAGUCUGGAUCAAUCUAUGGUCUUUUAGGACCAAGUGGCUGUGGUAAAUCAACACUUCUUCAAUGUAUUUUGGGAACACUGCCAUUGGAUUCUGGAUUUAUUGACUUAAAAGUAGAAAGUUUAAAAGAUGUUGGAUAUAUGCCUCAAGAUUUAUGUCUAGAAGUCACAUUAACCGUAAAAGAAACUUUUGAAUACUAUGGAUCACUUUAUAAAAUGUGCAAAAAAAAUAUUAAGAACAAAUUAGAUGAGCUUAAUGAAUUUCUACAAUUACCAGAUUUGGAUAGUUACAUUAAUGAAAUAAGUGGCGGCCAGAGUAGAAGAGUAUCUUUUGCUAUUAGUUUAUUACAUGAUCCCAAAGUUAUGAUUUUGGACGAACCGACAGUUGGAAUUGACCCUUUACUGAGAGAAGGAAUUUGGGAUAAGUUUACCAAAAUGGUCAAAGAACACAACAAAACAAUCAUAAUAACUACUCAUUAUAUCGAAGAAGCAAAUAAAUCGGAUUGCGUCGGCUUAAUGAGAAACGGAUUAAUAAUUGAAGAAGGACCGCCCCAAGAUAUCCUCAUUAAAUGUGGUACAGAUACAUUGGAGUCAGCUUUUUUAACACUUUGCUGUGAUCAAAAAUCAAUUAUUAAAAAAGUCCACAACAACAUUGUUAAUAUAAAAGAAAAAAAUCAAACAAAAAAUAUAAUGGAAAUGGGAAACAAUGUAAGUUUGUAUAAAAUUAAAGCCUUGUUAAAAAAAAAUUAUCGUGUAUGCUCUCGAGAUUAUUUGUUGUUAUUUACUGUGAUCUUACUACCUAUAUUGCAAACAUUCAAUUUUUGUUUUGGAAUUGGAGUACCGUUUAAAAAUAUGACAAUUGCUUAUAAAAACGAUGAAAUUAAUAUUUUAGAUUGUCAAUAUUCAAAUUUGAACAGAUGUAUUUUUGACGAAAAUAGCAAUCAAAAAAUGAGCUGUAUUAUUAUGAACUAUCUCUUAUCACAUGAUUACAAAUUAGUUGAAGUACAAGAUCGUGAAACUUCUGAAACUGAUAUAGAUCAUGAAAAGUAUAUUGCAUUUCUGUAUUUUCCUAAAAACUAUACGAGUGGUUUAACAAAAUAUAUUGAUGAUCGUCAAUAUUUCGAUUUAGGAUCUAUAAUGUUUGCUCAUUUAACGAACGAAAAUAUUUUAUUUAAAAAUCAAAUUACAAUAGAUGUAUUACAAUCAAUAAAUUAUGUAAUAAAGGAAGCAUUAAAUAGUUGCUUUAAUAGUCCAACAUCAAUCAGUGUACCCUUGAAGAUCAAUACUUUAUUUGGAAAAGAAGUUAAAUCAUUUGCCAAUGGUAUUGUCACUCUUUUUAUAGCCAUGGUAGUAUUUUAUUUCCCAAGUGUAUUCGCGGUAAGCAUAAUGAUGUCGGAAAAAAUGGACGGACUCCUUAGCCGAUCGAUGUAUGCAGGUGUCAAAAUAAUGGAUUUGUUAAUUUCUAUGUUUUGUAUCGUAACACUAUUACUUUUGUUUCAAAUGAGUACCUCCUGUUUCAUUUCAUAUUUUUUAUUUUUGAAUCCAAUACAAAUUACCAAUGGGUUGUUUGUCUAUGUGCUAUUAUUAUUACUAUUGGGAUGGAUAGGUUUCUUGUUUGGUUUAUUUACUUCUGUUGUAUCAACUUCGAAAUUAGGCGGAGUGUACAUUAUAACCGGGGCAUCUAUGACUCAAUUCAUAUUAUCAGGAGCAAUAUGGCCUUUGGAAGGACAACCUCCAUUUUUAAGGCAGAUAUCGAAACUACUUCCUAUAAGGCUAGUAGGAAAUACGAUGAACAACAUAGCAUUGAAGGGGUGGACAUUGGAUCAUCUAUCGAUCAUAACAGGAACUUCAUUGACGGUUUUAUACACCAUAUUUUUAAUACUUUUAUUAAUUGUAUUAGGAAAAUUAAAAAAAAACUUGUGGGUUUUACAGAAAUAGAUCGUUAUAAGUUUUAUGUAUACUUAAUAGAUAAUAAUGUUUUAUUGUAACAUGUUAACAUAUUUAUCUUUUUUUUUUUUAA
Melanaphis sacchari is the source of this 2324-nucleotide messenger RNA. Its product is annotated as ABC transporter G family member 23-like. Gene Ontology annotation, cellular component: membrane. Bases 200 to 2242 code for a protein of 680 amino acids. The record is from RefSeq and is a predicted model, not a curated record. Lineage: Eukaryota; Metazoa; Arthropoda; Insecta; Hemiptera; Aphididae. Gene Ontology annotation, molecular function: ATP binding; ATP hydrolysis activity; ABC-type transporter activity. The transcript has 15 exons.